AUGAAAAUGUCAACACAGUAUUUGAAGGCAUUUAUUUUUCUUGUUCUUUUGGGAGUACUUGCACGUGACACUUCAGCUAGAAAACUCUUAGGAGAUGCUGUAGCUACAGUUUUUGAGAUCCCCGCUGGUGUAAAUGGCUUAGGAUUUGGUGAGAUUAUAGGAGGAGCUGGCGGCGGCGGUGGUGGCGGCGGUGGAGGAGGUGGUGGUUUUAGUGGCGGAAACGGUGCCGGAUUCGGAUUUGGGUUCGGUAGCGGCCAGGGGUCCGGCUUAGGCGGUAGAGGCGGUGGCGGCGGAGGUGGUGGUGGUGGCGGCGGAGGGGGCGGAGAGAAAGGUGGUAGUGGCUAUGGAUUUGGGAUCGGCGAAGGUUUCGCCGGUGGUGGAAUCUGA
This is a messenger RNA of Solanum dulcamara, 387 nucleotides long. RefSeq names its product glycine-rich cell wall structural protein 2-like. The transcript has 2 exons. Lineage: Eukaryota; Viridiplantae; Streptophyta; Magnoliopsida; Solanales; Solanaceae. Bases 1 to 387 code for a protein of 128 amino acids. The record is from RefSeq and is a predicted model, not a curated record.